AUGCCGAACCCCCCCACCCCACCCACCCACCACCUCACCCUACUCUCCUCGCUCUCCCCGCCCUCCACCGAACGAACCUGGCAAACCGCCCCGCACCCGCGCCUCCCGAUCGUGGCGACCUGCAGCGCGGACAAAACCAUCCGGAUCUACUCCCUGCAAAACUUCUGCUUGUUAUCGACCAUCGCGGGUGGCCACAAGCGCAGCGUGCGCACCGCAGCCUGGAAACCGCACGUCACCGGGGAGAGCGUGUUGGCCAGUGGCUCCUUCGACGCGACGGCGGGGAUCUGGCGACGAUGGGACCAUUACUCGGAUUCUUCAAACCUAAACCUCUCGACAACCCACGGGGAUGAUUCAGAAGAAGAUGACGAAGAAGAAGAAUGGCGCUUCGCCGUCCUCCUUGACGGACACGACAGCGAAGUCAAAUCUGUUGCGUGGUCUGCAUCCGGGAUGCUACUGGCCACCUGCUCGCGCGACAAAUCGAUCUGGAUCUGGGAGGACCUGGACGAUGGGGACAACAACUUCGAGACGGUGGCGGUGAUGCAGGAGCACGAGGGGGAUGUGAAGUGCGUGGCGUGGCAUCCCGCGGAGGAGUGUCUGGUGAGUGGGAGCUAUGAUGAUACGAUUCGCGUGUGGAGGGAGGAUGUGGAUGAUUGGGGCCAGGUGGCUUGUUUGCGGGGGCAUGGGGGCACGGUGUGGGCGGUGGAGUUUGAGGGGAUUCCUUUUGUUUCUGGGUUGACUGGUAAGGAGGAGGAGCAGGAGGAGGUGGGGAAGUGGAGGGCGUUGUCCGGGCCCAGGAUUGUCUCGUGUAGUGAUGAUCGCUCGGUGAGGGUUUGGAGAAGGAUUCCUAAGGAAACUUCCCCGGCUGCGGCUGCUGCUGCUGCUGCUGCUGGCAUGCCGAGUAUUAUUCGGCCCACCGGGUUGGAUGAGGACUGGGAGCUCGAGGCGGUGCUGCCUGCGGUCCAUGAUUUGGCGGUUUACUCCGUGGCGUGGAGUCGGAGGACCGGGUUGGUGGCUUCUACAGGGGCGGAUGGCAGGGUGGUUGUUUACCAAGAGCGAGUUGUCGAGGGACAACAGCCUCAGGCUGGCCCAGAAGCGAAGCUGCCGCCGACAGAGUGGGUGGUGGUGGCGGUGUUGAUCGGGGCGCAUGGCAUUUACGAGGUCAACCAUGUUGCGUGGGCGAAGCGGGCGGAUCGCGGGCGUGAUGUCUCCAAGGAGGAGGAGGUCCUGAUCACCACGGCCGAUGAUGGCACUGUCAAAGUGUGGACUCUUGGACAGUAG
Molecule: messenger RNA, 1278 nt
Organism: Aspergillus saccharolyticus JOP 1030-1
Lineage: Eukaryota; Fungi; Ascomycota; Eurotiomycetes; Eurotiales; Aspergillaceae
Gene: cia1
Product: iron-sulfur cluster assembly protein CIA1
Exons: 2
Coding region: 1-1278 (425 amino acids)
Biological process (GO): iron-sulfur cluster assembly
Cellular component (GO): cytosolic [4Fe-4S] assembly targeting complex
Molecular function (GO): protein binding
Source: RefSeq, a predicted model, not a curated record